AAUGCUUUAAAUACAUAUAACCUCAGUCACAGUCACACUAGCACAUAUACACAAAAAAUGGAGGGCAAUAGCUUCCUCCGCCGCCUCUUCCUCAUCUCCGCCGUCGCCUCCGUCGUCCUUCUAACCCUCAUCGCCCUCCCCACCAAACCCAAUCCACCCAAGAACCCUCUCCUCCACCAUCCCGCCGCCAUAAAAAAUGACCACGCGGGCGACGUCCCCCACCACCCUCUGGACCCGUUGACGGUCCAGGAGAUGGACCGAGCCCACGGGGCCAUCAAGGCCUUCUUCGCCGGGAAGGCCUACGGCGUCCACUCGCUGGUCCUGGAGGAGCCCGACAAGGAGGCCGUGCGGAGGUGGCGGAGGGGGCAGCCCCUGCCGCUGCGGAAGGCGUCCGUCAUUGCACGCGCCGCCAGGACGAACUACGUCCUGACGGUGGGCCUGGAGGGAGGCGAGGUGACGCAGCACGACGCCGCGCACAUCUCCGGAUAUCCGAUGCUCACGCUCGAGGAGAUGGAGAGUGUGAUGUACGCGCCGUUUUCCAACGCCGAUUUCAACCGCACGAUUCUUUCCAGAGGCGUCGAUCUCGCCGACGUUGCUUGCUUGCCGUUUUCACCUGGUUGGUUUGGUGAGGCUGAGAAUGGAAGGAGACUAGUAAAACUAGAAUGCUUCACAAUAAAGGACACUGCAAACUUCUACAUGAGGCCAAUUGAAGGUGUGAUUGUAGUGACCGAUGUUGACACAAACCAAGUGGUUGAGAUCGUCGAGAAAGGAAACCACAUCCCCAUUCCCAAAGCCGAGGGAACCGACUACCGACUAGACGUGGCAAAUGGGGCGGUCAUCAAGCUCAAGAGCCCCGUCUCCAUUGAGCAACCCAAUGGCCCGAACUUCGUCAUAGAAGAGGAGCAUUUGGUGAAGUGGGCAAACUGGGAGUUCCACUUGAAGCCGGACCCGAGGGCCGGGGUGGUGAUAUCACUGGCCAAGGUCCGUGAUCCGGAGACGGGAGCAAUGAGGGAUGUGAUGUACCAAGGAUUCUCGUCAGAGCUUUUUGUGCCGUACAUGGACCCUGAGGAGGCGUGGUACUUCAAAACUUACAUGGACGCCGGAGAAUAUGGGUUCGGGCUUCACGCCCUGCCUCUGGAGCCACUGAAUGAUUGUCCGAGAAAUGCAAAGUAUAUGGAUGCAGUUUUUGCGGCUUCUGAUGGGACGCCUUAUGUUAGAUCCAACAUGAUUUGCCUUUUCGAGCGAUAUGCAGGGGAUGCUGCCUGGCGACACACGGAGAACCCCUUUACUGGCCAAAUGAUUCGAGAAGCGAGGCCAAAGAUUUCACUUGUAGCGAGAAUGGUGGCGUCCCUGGCUAACUAUGACUAUGUUGUGGAUUGGGAGUUCCAUGCUGAUGGACUAAUCAAUGUGAAGGUUUCACUGACCGGCAUAGUGAUAGUGAAAGGAACUAACUAUGUGAACAUGAACCAAGUGAACGAAGACGGAGCCGAGCUCUACGGCACCCUCUUAUCCGACAACAUCGUCGGAGUCGUCCACGACCACUACAUCAACUUCUACCUCGACAUGGACGUGGACGGAUCCGACAACUCCUUCCUCAACGUCCAUCUCCAACGGGCCUACACCAACGGAAAAUCUCCGAGGAAGAGCUUCAUGAAGGUCAACAAGACCGUUGCCAAGACCGAGAAGGACGCGCAAAUCAAGCUAAAGCUCACGGACCCCUCAGAGUUCCACGUCAUCAACCCGAACAAGAAGUCGAGAGUGGGCAACCCGGCCGGGUACAAGGUGGUCCCCGCAGGCACGGCCGCUAGUUUGCUCGACCCUACAGAUGCUCCUCAGAUGAGAAAUGCUUUUACAAACAACCAGAUUUGGGUAACGCCAUACAACAGGAGCGAGCGGUGGUCGGGAGGCCUGUUCGCCUACCAGAGCCAUGGCGAGGACACUCUUCAAGUAUGGUCCGACAGGGACCGGCCCAUUGAGAACAAGGAUAUUGUGUUGUGGUACACAUUGGGGUUCCAUCAUGUUCCUUGCCAGGAAGAUUAUCCUAUCAUGCCUACGGUGUCCUCGGGCUUUGACCUGAAGCCGGUGAAUUUCUUUUUGAGGAAUCCGGUGUUGAGGAUCGCCCCGUAUGUUGAGAGCGAGCUGCCGGUUUGCAAGACUCCUGCUUCAGCUUGAGAAUUUGCAAGCUUAAUUAGGUCCAUUUUUUCAUCUUAGGGGAGAGGGAGGGAAUUCAAUUUGCUUGGAAUUUGUAUUUUGAGUAAUAAGUAGUAUGUUGCUUUGGUUCCAAAUUGAAACAAGAAAUUGGGGGUAGCUAGGAUGAGCUUAAUUAUAGAGCCACAAUCCUGUUUUCAUUGUUUUAAAUGAAGUCAAUUUAUCUACUGAUUGCUUGUGUU
This is a messenger RNA of Salvia splendens (bonfire salvia), 2390 nucleotides long. RefSeq names its product primary amine oxidase. Lineage: Eukaryota; Viridiplantae; Streptophyta; Magnoliopsida; Lamiales; Lamiaceae. The record is from RefSeq and is a predicted model, not a curated record. Gene Ontology annotation, molecular function: copper ion binding; primary methylamine oxidase activity; quinone binding. Bases 58 to 2172 code for a protein of 704 amino acids. The transcript is spliced from 5 exons. Gene Ontology annotation, biological process: amine metabolic process.